AUGGAGAUCUCUUCCCCAGACAUGUCUGGGGUAGCUGCAGAGAGGUGCUCCAGCCCCUCCACUCAGCUGAGUACAGACCCAUCUCUUGACGGGCUUCCGGCAGCUGAAGACAUGCCAGAGACCCAGACUGAAGAUGGGAGAACCUCCGGACUCGUGGGCCUGGCAGUUCCCUGCUGUGUCUGCCUGGAAGGCGAGCGCCUGAGAGGUUGCCUCAACUCGGAGAAAAUCUGCAUUGUCCCCAUUCUGGCUUGCCUCGUCAGCCUCUGCCUCUGCAUUGCCGGCCUCAAGUGGGUAUUUGUGGACAAGAUAUUUGAGUAUGACUCUCCCACUCACCUUGACCCCGGGGGGUUAGGCCAGGACCCUAUUAUUUCUCUGGAUCCAACUGCUGCCUCAGCUGUGUGGGUAUCAUCUGAGGCAUACACUUCACCUGUCUCUAGGGCUCAAUCUGACACUGAGGUUCAAGUUACAGUGCAAGUUGACAAUGCUGUUGUGUCCUCUGAACCUUCAGCGGUACCCACCCCGAAGAAUCGUAUUUUUGCCUUUUCUUUCCUGCCGUCCACUGCACCAUCCUUCCCGUCACCCACUCGGAGCCCUGAGGUGAGAACACCCAAGUCAGCAACUCAGCCACAAACAACAGAAACUAAUCUUCAAACUGCUCCUAAACUUUCUACGUCUACAUCUACAACCGGGACAAGCCAUCUUGUAAAGUGUGCAGAGAAGGAGAAAACUUUCUGUGUGAAUGGAGGCGAGUGCUUCAUGGUGAAAGACCUUUCAAACCCCUCAAGAUACUUGUGCAAGUGCCCAAAUGAGUUUACUGGUGAUCGUUGCCAAAACUACGUAAUGGCCAGCUUCUACAAGCAUCUUGGGAUUGAAUUUAUGGAAGCGGAAGAGCUCUACCAGAAGAGAGUGCUGACCAUCACCGGCAUCUGCAUCGCCCUGCUUGUGGUUGGCAUCAUGUGUGUGGUGGCCUACUGCAAAACCAAGAAACAGCGGAAAAAGCUUCAUGACCGGCUUAGGCAGAGUCUUCGGUCUGAACGGAACAACAUGGUGAACAUAGCCAAUGGGCCUCACCACCCUAAUCCACCCCCCGAGAACGUCCAGCUGGUGAAUCAAUACGUAUCUAAAAAUGUCAUCUCUAGUGAGCAUAUUGUUGAGAGAGAAGUGGAGACAUCUUUUUCCACCAGUCACUAUACCUCAACAGCUCAUCAUUCCACUACUGUCACCCAGACUCCUAGUCACAGCUGGAGCAAUGGACACACUGAAAGCAUCAUUUCGGAAAGCCACUCUGUAAUCAUGAUGUCAUCAGUAGAAAACAGUAGGCACAGCAGCCCAACGGGGGGCCCAAGAGGACGUCUUAAUGGCAUGGGAGGCCCUCGUGAAUGUAACAGCUUCCUCAGGCAUGCCAGAGAAACCCCUGACUCCUACCGAGACUCUCCUCAUAGUGAAAGGUAUGUGUCAGCAAUGACCACCCCAGCUCGUAUGUCACCUGUAGAUUUCCACACGCCAAGCUCCCCCAAAUCGCCCCCUUCGGAAGUGUCUCCACCAGUGUCCAGCACGACGGUGUCCAUGCCCUCCAUGGCAGUCAGCCCCUUCGUGGAAGAAGAGAGACCUCUGCUUCUCGUGACCCCACCAAGGCUGCGGGAGAAGUAUGACCACCACUCUCAGCAAUUCAACUCCUUCCACCACAACCCUGCGCAUGAGAGCAACAGCCUGCCCCCUAGCCCCUUGAGGAUAGUGGAGGAUGAGGAGUAUGAAACGACCCAGGAGUACGAGCCAGCUCAAGAGCCUGUUAAGAAACUCGCCAACAGCCGGCGGGCCAAAAGAACCAAGCCCAAUGGCCACAUUGCCAACAGAUUGGAAAUGGACAGCAACACAAGUGCUGAGAGCAGUAACUCAGAGAGUGAAACAGAAGAUGAAAGAGUAGGUGAAGAUACGCCUUUCCUGGGCAUACAGAACCCCCUGGCAGCCAGUCUUGAGGCAGCACCUGCCUUCCGCCUGGCUGACAGCAGGACUAACCCAGCAGGCCGCUUUUCUGCACAGGAAGAAUUGCAGGCCAGGCUGUCUAGUGUAAUCGCUAACCAAGACCCUAUUGCUGUAUAAAACCUAAAUAAACACAUAGAUUCACCUGUAAAACUUUAUUUUAUAUAAUAAAGUAUUCCACCUUAAAUUAAACAAUUUAUUUUAUUUUAGCAGUUCUGCAAAUAGAAAACAGGAAAAAAAAACUUUUAUAAAUUAAAUAUAUGUAUGUAAAAAUGUGUUAUGUGCCAUAUGUAGCAAUUUUUUACAGUAUUUCAAAACAAGAAAGAUAUCAAUGGUGCCUUUCUGUUAUGUUAUGUCAAGAGCAAGUUUUGUACAAUUACCGUGUUUGCUUUUCCACAGUAUUUUAGCAAAACCUCCCAUCUAUUCAGUUUUUGCUGGCUUCUUGUGCAUUGCACUAUGAUGUUGACUGGAUGUAUGAUUUGCAAGACUUGCAACUGUCCCUCGUUUGCUUCCAGUAGCCCCCAGUCAGUACAUCCUGUAAUGGCACACCCAUCCAAAUACUCUUCUCUUUUGUAUGAACUUUUCUUUUGCCUUCAGCGUAUGAAAUGAGUUGUGUCUACUCUGCCAGCCAAAGGUUUGCUUCAUUGGGCUCUGAGAUAAUAGUAGAUCCAACAGCAUGCUACUAUUAAUUACAGCAGGAAACUGCAUUAAGUAACGUUAAAUAUUAGGAAGAAAGUAAUAUCGUGAUUUUUUAAAAACUAUAUUAUUAAUCAGAAGACAGCUUGCUCUCACUAAAAGGAGCUACCAUUUACUUUAUUUUGAUUUAUUUUUCUUGACAAAAAGCAACAGUUUGGGGAUAGCAUAGAAAAUGGGUUUGGCUUGCUAUUGGAGUAAACCCAACAUCUUAUAAGAGGACUCAAUUUCACUUUCUCUUCGGGGAAUGACACAGCGGGUCAUCUAGUUGAAGAUCAAACCAUGGCUAAAAAAGGUGCAAUCAUUCCUGGCUUGUGUUUUUCACUGGUUUUGGAGCUCGUGAUUGGUUGUGUCUUCUUGGCUCAAGAACAGACGUGUGAUGGCACAAAAACCCCUGCUUAAACAGCAUACUCUGCCAUUUGUCUGAAAUAAUUCUAGAGUGAAAUGUAUCUGCUGUCCAUAGUGAUAAUUUGUCAUCUUACGGAAAUAUUUCCAUCGUUGAGUGUCUAGAAGUACUGAAUGGAUAGAAGAUACUAGUGGGGAAUGGCUGUGUGACUUGGUUGCAAUUUUAAACAGUUUUGUUGACCACUCUUUUCUCCUCAUUAUUUUUCUCUUGUUUUUUCAUGUUGCCUUGAUUAGGUCAUAACUGUGCAUGAAGAUUUUUGUCAGGAAUGGCCAAUGUGUAUGUGAUUUGUGAUUAGUAAGAACUUUCCACGAGUGAGGAUUCACCAGGAAAUGUCAAUAGUGUUGGAAAGAUUGCACCUUUACUUGCAGAAAUGACCCCCACCUGUGUCCCGACCUCUCAAUCUGCAGCCUGCAUCACCCAUUUUUCCCCUUUCUUACUUUUUGCUUUAUUGCCACAAAACAGGACUAAGAUGGGUCUAAGCUUUGCAUGUUCUCUUGUGAUUGUAAAUCCAAGGAAGGCCUAUAGGUAUUAACAUUUGAAAUAGCUGCUAAUUCAGGAAAAUAAGAGAAUUUUUUAAAAAAAUGCAGGACCCAUUUCAUGCCCUGCCUGAUAUCUGUCAAAUCAGUCUGGAGUUUUACUUAGGUUCCAAGUGGCCUCCUAGGAGCCACGGGACAAAAUUCGAAACAGAUCAGCAGGGGGUUUAAAAUACCAGGCAUGAGGUCAGUGAGAGUAACUACUUCUUGUUUGCUGGUGAACUGAAUCUAUUUCUUCACCAAAUCUCUAUGUUAAAAUUAAAGGGAAGAAGUGACAUGAUAGUAGGUCUUAGAUGAAAAAUGCAGGCUGGGCAUGAGUCGUGUCUGACGUUUCUACAAUCCACAGAGAUGCCUGUCUGCAGGUCCUUGAAGUUACUCUUAGUGUUUGGUAUCCCAAGCUGUCCUUCAUGUUCAGAUACCACUGUCUCUGUGCUCGGCAGGGUCCUCAUUUGCUUGUUAACCUACGCAAAGGAGCCCCUGUCAGGCUGCACGAGCUGCACUGAUUUCCCAGUUCUGUAGAAAUGAGUAAGCUCACGGCAGGGGGAAGAAGACAGUCAACCCAAAGAGAUUCUCUAAGUUAUUCUAAUAUUGCCUUUGAAGGCCUUGACUCAUUCUUAGAGUAUUUCAGUAAAGAAAUUCCUACCAUUAAUUACAAGUCUAAAAUUCUGUUUCAAAUUCUUCAGGCAUUGGACCAUUCAAAUGUCCCAUUCUGGAGAAUUGCAGGAAUAAAUAAAACCUUCUGUUGAGAACAAUGAACAUUUUCCUCAGUAUGAAAAUUGAUGUCAAUUUUCAGGUUGCAAAAAUAUGUGCAAAUUAAGGCAAGAGGAAAUUUUAUUUCCAACUUGCUUCUGGUCACUCACAGAGGUGUCAUAUUAGUUGGGACGGCCUUUCCAUCCAUAGAACAAGAGAUUCCCCUGAUAACAAAGGCCAGCUGACUCCUCAGGGCCACCUGCUGUGGCCACCAGAUUUGUGUCCACAGGGACACCUCUGUGAUGUCUAAUUGCCACAUCGCUCUCAACCAUCCCUGUUUAUAAACUCAGGCAGUGCAGAGGCAAUUCUAAGAAGGAGUAGGAACCUAUGUUCCCAGCAUAUGGAAAAUUUUCAUAAGUUUUCAGGUAGUAAAAAUUGCCCAGAAGUUUGUCAGCAACUUUGUUUCCUGGGUCUGAGAUCAUACCCCACUGAGAGGUAUGUAGUGGGGCAUAGUAUAUGCAAAACUCCUUUUUCUCACUCAAGAUUCCUUUUCUGUCCUACUCUCCCUUGUUGCCUGGCAUGUCUUUUUUUUCAAGAGUGAUUGGACAGCCUCAUGCUUUCUGCAAAAUAACACUCUGCCUGGGUAUAUGUGAAUGUAUCCCGAACACCAACAUACCAUAUCUUCCCUGUUUAAGUAUGACUGUCUUGAUAUAGGUGAGGUUUAUCCAGGGUAACUUGCUCAGUAAAUAUUCCUUUUUUUGGCCUGGAGUUGAAAGGGACAUGGCUCUCAUAGGUGAAAAUAAGGAAGGCCAGGUUUUACCUUUUAGUGCUGGCUGUCUUCCACCAGCCACAGAGAUUUCUAUCUGCAAAGAUCCAUGAAACACUGCAGAGAAAUGCAGACAAAAAGAAAUGGCCACAUAUCACAAGUUCUAUUAUAUAUUCUUUUGUAAAUACACAUUGUACAUUACUUGGAUGUUUUCCUAAAUCAUUUACUGUCUUUAUGAGUUAAUGUCAGUUUUUUACCCUCUCAACUUACUGUGUAACAUUGUAAAUAACAUAAUGUCCUUUAUUAUUUAUAU
Molecule: messenger RNA, 5381 nt
Organism: Diceros bicornis minor
Lineage: Eukaryota; Metazoa; Chordata; Mammalia; Perissodactyla; Rhinocerotidae
Gene: NRG1
Product: neuregulin 1
Exons: 9
Coding region: 1-2100 (699 amino acids)
Biological process (GO): activation of transmembrane receptor protein tyrosine kinase activity; animal organ development; intracellular signal transduction
Molecular function (GO): chemorepellent activity; protein tyrosine kinase activator activity
Source: RefSeq, a predicted model, not a curated record